Molecule: messenger RNA, 2031 nt
Organism: Cuscuta campestris
Lineage: Eukaryota; Viridiplantae; Streptophyta; Magnoliopsida; Solanales; Convolvulaceae
Source: the annotation of a GenBank genome assembly
UUCUUCUCUUCGCUCUCCCAACUUCAACCGGUCAUCUUUCUCUCUCUAGCUCUUUGCCAAGUAAGUCCUCCAGUCCUCAUAGUCUUUUAAUUCUUCCAUCUUUCCAUUUUUGCCCGGUAGGCUGAGGUCAUGUCUUCUGAUAGCCAAAACAUAUCUGGCGAAUCCUAUGGAUCAGGCUCUCAGCCCUCUUCCUCUGACCAAUCUGACUCUGCUUCUCCCCCUGUCACUCCUUUAAUUCGCCGCCCCUCUCACCAGUCUAGCUCUCAGCCCUGGGAAAUAGUCACCCAGGAGCCUGUCCCUUUGAACCAACUGCCCAGUCGGUUCAAUCCCAAGGUCCUCAGCUGGGACCAAUGGGAAGAGCGAUUGGGAUCGCUGGGUUACCUAGCCCUUGACUCAGGACCGGUCUUCAAGGAGUCCUCUAAGGUUACAAAAAAGGUCCUGGCCGAAGUCCGUUCUGUUCUUCCACCGGGCUACAAACUUCUUUCAAAAACCACCUGGCCCAACAUUAUAGAACCCCACCAGGGUAACCGGUUAGGUUUUCACGUUGCUUCUUUAGAGGGAGGCAUUAUCUUUCCCCUUCGCCCCCUCCUCGUAGAAAUCUGUAAUAAGAUCAAUCUUUUGCCCAGCCAGCUUACUCCAAAUGCUCACCGGUUCUUGGAUUUUUUUGUAAAUAUUUGUGAAUCUCUAAAAAUCAAACCUUCCUUGGACCUCUUCCUUCAUAUGUAUGAUGUCUUGCUCGGGACUAGUAACUGCCCGGGCUUUGUUUACUUCCAUUCCCGUGCCAACUCUAAGGGUUUUUUGACCGGUCUCCCCCCUAGCCACAAGAAAUGGAAGCAAAGAUUUGUUUUCAUUGAAUUCCCCUCUGACCAAUUUCCACUCUCUAACCGUGAGUGGGCUGACCGGGUUAUAAAACCUGAAAGGGUUCACCCGGAGCCCACUAAAGAGCUAGAGGACGCCUGCGAGAAACUUCUCAAGGGUGAUCCUGUGACCGGUAAGCCAUACGCCUAUGGUGGAUGGGUAUACCGGUUACCUAACCCGGAUGGGGGUGUGAUGUCCACCAUCAUCGAAGAUGACGACGAUGAUGUUGAAGUCCAUGCCAACCAGUCUUCUUCCAGGCUUCCUUCUCCCCCUCACAUCCCCAAAAUGGAAGAUGCCCCAAGUGCCCGGUGCACCCCUAUCCAUGAGCUCAUACACAGCCAGAAACUGAAAUCCCCUUCAGCCACCCAUCUCUCUGAAAGUGACCGGGUGACUUCUCCAAAGAAGGAUGUCAAAGCCAAAGGAAAAGAGACCGGUCAUUCUUCCUCCCACAAGAAGGCUCAAAAAAGGAAGGGUUCCCACAAGACUUCCAGAGGGGAAAGGAAGAAGAAGGUCAGGCUAUCAGAUCUGGAGGGGGAGUCCAUUGAAGAAACAUUUCUGUCCUUGGCCAAGAAACUUAGCAAGGUUGGAGUCAUAUCUGAAGAAGUUGGCCGGUCAAUCCUUGAACCAAAGGACCAGGUCUCCGAGCUCACCCUCCUCCUUGACUCCGCUAAGUUAGAGAUCAAUGACCGGGUUGAGAGGGAGAAGAAGCUGGAGGAAGAGCUGAUGGCUGAAAGGGCCAGGUUAGAGGAGGAAAGGGCCAAGUUGGCGGAGGAAAAGAGGAAGGUGGCUGAGCUGGAGGAAGCUUUGGGGCAGGCCGAAGAAUCUGCCCGGGCAAAAGAGGAAGCCUUCCCUACAAAAGCUGCAGACUGGGCUGCUUGCCAUCACUCGGAAGUCGCCCGGUCCAUUCUCACUUCACCGGUGGCAACAAUGGACUUCUUCAAGGUCAUGUACCAAGAGCCUGAGGGGAAGAGAAUGAUCACAGAUGUAGGGUCUUAUGGGUUUCAAUGCGGCCAAAAAGAAGAAAGGUCCCUCCUUUAUAAAAGGCUCUAUAAGAGAGAUCCUUCAUUUGACCCGGCCAAGUUGAAGCUUCCAGCCCUAUACAAGGAAGAGCCAACCCCCUUUUUCCCGUUAAAGUAGGUUAGGGUAGUUUUUGAAGAAACUCUGAAUUUUCCC